UCCAUGAAUAUCCUUUUCAGCACGAUGGGCAGGAAAAUUCAGAAAUUAUAAUUUAUAUACAUUUUUAUAUUAAAAAAUACCUCAAUUACAAUGGAUAAAGAGAAGAUACAACUCAAGAGAAUAUUUGGAUAUUGCUGGGGCACAAGUUUUUUAAUCACUAAUGUAAUUGGGGCAGGAAUUUUUGUGGCCCCCAAAGGGGUACUGAAAUACUCUUGCAUGAAUGUGGGGCUCUCCCUGUGUAUCUGGACUGUCUGUGCCCUGUUGUCCAUGAUGACCACUCUCUGCUCAGCAGAGAUAGGUAUAACCUUUCCACGAAGUGGAGCUCACUACUAUUUUCUCAAAAGAUGUUUCGGCAACUUAAUCUCUUUCCUGAAUCUCUGGACAAGCUUGUUUCUGGGGCUAGGGUUAGCUGCCAGCCAAGCCCUACUCCUCGCGGAGUACAGCAUCGAGCUUUUUUAUCCCAGCUGCUCUGCUCCAAAGCUGCCAAAGAAAUGUCUGGCGCUAGCCGUAUUGUGGACCGUGGGAAUUCUGAAUUCUCGUGGUGUGAAAGAGGUGACUUGGCUUCAGACAGCGAGCCUAGUGCUGAAAAUGGCUAUACUCGGCCUUAUUUCCCUGAGUGGAGUCGUGCUGCUGGUGAGAGGAAGGAAGGAGAAUGUAGAAAGAUUCCAGAACUCUUUUGAUACUGAUUUUCCAGAAGCUUCUGAGUUUAUAGAAGCCAUUUUCCAAGGAUAUUUUGCGUUUUCAGGCAGGGGAUGUUUUACAUAUAUAGCAGGGGAGCUGAAGAAACCCAGAAAGACAAUCCCAAGAUGCAUAUUUACUGCGUUACCUCUGGUAACUAUCAUUUAUCUGCUGGUUAACAUUUCCUACCUGACUGUUCUGACACCGAGGGAAAUUCUUUCUUCAGGUUUGUAUGCAAGUGACUAAGGCAAUAAAUAAUAAUGACAGUUCUAGUCCAUUUAGUAUAAGUAAGUAUCACUUUACCAGUCAGACUACUGUUUGCUUUUCAUUAUUUUAUAUAGAGUCACCUUGUAAUUUUCAAAAUAUUGAAGGGGCCAAAGAGUAUGAUUUGGCUUAGGAAAGAGUUUUAGAUUUAAGCAUGAUACUAUGGAAAACCAUGUUUCUGAUGAUAUGGAAAAAUAUCCAUAUGCUGACAUAUGAUGCAGACUAGGUUCAAAAUAUUUGUAUCCCUUUCAUGAUCUUUCCUCACCAGAGUGACACCAUACAAUCAGUGCUUAGGUCUGUUAAAACUUUUACAAAAAAACCUGUAACUUUUACAACAAUUAUUUUCUAAAUAUUCUAGGUGACAUAAAGAAUGAUAAACUUGAAAUGUGGGACAUUAGCAGUUAAAAGGGUAGAAGUUAGGGUCAA
Molecule: messenger RNA, 1368 nt
Organism: Herpailurus yagouaroundi (jaguarundi)
Lineage: Eukaryota; Metazoa; Chordata; Mammalia; Carnivora; Felidae
Gene: SLC7A13
Product: solute carrier family 7 member 13
Exons: 2
Coding region: 91-924 (277 amino acids)
Biological process (GO): amino acid transmembrane transport
Cellular component (GO): membrane
Molecular function (GO): L-amino acid transmembrane transporter activity
Source: RefSeq, a predicted model, not a curated record